Molecule: messenger RNA, 1218 nt
Organism: Homarus americanus (American lobster)
Lineage: Eukaryota; Metazoa; Arthropoda; Malacostraca; Decapoda; Nephropidae
Gene: AIMP3
Product: eukaryotic translation elongation factor 1 epsilon-1-like
Exons: 4
Coding region: 77-592 (171 amino acids)
Biological process (GO): positive regulation of DNA damage response, signal transduction by p53 class mediator
Cellular component (GO): cytoplasm; aminoacyl-tRNA synthetase multienzyme complex; nucleus
Source: RefSeq, a predicted model, not a curated record
CCAUCUUGACAUUUGACAACAAACAAUAAGUUCCGGUCGCUAUAAGGAGACCAAUUAUAUUAAUUAAUAAGAAAAAAUGGAGAAGAAAAUCCUAACCGAGACAGCAAAGUAUCUCCAAAGUAGUAAAGUGAGGACUACAUUGGAGGACAACAAGGUUGUUGUUGAAGUUGGAGGAAAGAAGACGGAGGGGUUUGUCUGUGGUACUUUAAGUCUCGUUCGCUUGAAGAGGAAGGAACUUGAAGGCAACACUGUACUAGAAAAGUGUCUCACACAGCACUGGCUCACAUACUGCACAACUGACCUCUUCCACUGUCCAACCUUUGAGGCCUUGAAUGGAUGUCUGCAGCACAUUAAUAAAGAAUUGUUGAACCGGUCAUUCCUGUGUGGCUACGCUCCAACAGUUGCUGACUUGGUCGUCUUCCUCGCACUUCAUCCAUUCAUGUGCAGCUGGAGUUUCUUACAGAAGGAGCAAUACAUGAACAUCUCCAGAUGGUUUAAUUCGAUGCAAAAAGAUGAGACCCUUAACAAGACGUACACACCAGUACAGUUCUCGCGCACGUUGUUAUACGAUACCACCGGCAGGACGCACUGAUACUUGCUUUUUAUUUAACUUGACAGCAGAGAAAAGAACAGGAAAAUGCUUGAGGAUGGUUCUGUCAGACAAUCCUGAAUGAAAUUGGAAUGAAAGUAAUUUAUCUCUAUGGUAUUUAUUAUUUAAUAGAAUGUACUGUAUAUUUAUUAGCAAGUUUAUUAUUAUUUUGUAAUAUUUGUGGUAAUGAUCAGCUGAGGAACUCCCAUUUUCCACUAAAUGAUGUCAUAGUUUUCUGAGGCAACAGUACUGUAUUAGGUGCUUUUAUUCCUUCAAUUGAAAGUUACCAUUUUAGUGUACUGUACUGUAUGACUUCUAGUACUGUAGUCGAUCAAUUUGUUCUUAAAAUAUCCAGAGAGACUGAAGGAGGUAAACUGUAGCCACUACAACCUGUAUGACACACCAGGCCCACCAAUCUUGCCUCACACUGUGUCUUGACUUAUAAGUUCACUGUAAGGGCUUCACUUGUGGUAUGGGACAACCCUAUACAUUAGUCCUCUCUCAAAAAAUGAAGCAAAUUACUUUUCAUUAAAUUAUUGUUAUUCAUAAACUGUGAAGACUCAGGUUUACUCCCCUCUUAUUCCAUUUGAUGGCUAAGAAAAUCACUUGUCAUAAAAAUCUUUAGUGUA